Molecule: messenger RNA, 3369 nt
Organism: Esox lucius (northern pike)
Lineage: Eukaryota; Metazoa; Chordata; Actinopteri; Esociformes; Esocidae
Gene: becn1
Product: beclin 1, autophagy related
Exons: 11
Coding region: 76-1419 (447 amino acids)
Biological process (GO): late endosome to vacuole transport; autophagy; autophagosome assembly
Cellular component (GO): phosphatidylinositol 3-kinase complex, class III, type II; phosphatidylinositol 3-kinase complex, class III, type I; phagophore assembly site
Source: RefSeq, a predicted model, not a curated record
GUGUAAUUGUAAAUAAAGGCGCAUUUUCUGACACACUUAAUUGCGUCUUUAUGAUGUACGUAAAUAUUUGUUGAUAUGGAGGGCUCCAAGUCCUCCAGUACAACCAUGCAGGUCAGCUUUGUGUGUCAGCGCUGCAGUCAGCCUCUUAAGCUGGAUACGUCUUUCAACGUACUUGACCGUGUCACCAUCCAGGAACUGAUUGCUCCACUGGUCACAGUGACACCCAGCAAGCAGACAGAAAGCAAUGAGGAGGAAAAUGUUCCAGAGGAAACCUUUGUGGAAUCAAAACAAGAUGGAGUCUCAAGAAAAUACAUUCCUCCUGCAAGGAUGAUGUCCACAGAGAGCGCCAACAGCUUCACUCUGAUCGGAGAAGCGUCAGACGGGGGCACCAUGGAGAACCUGAGUCGAAGGCUGAAGGUGACCAGCGACCUGUUUGACAUCAUGUCGGGUCAGACGGACGUAGACCACCCCCUGUGUGAGGAGUGUACCGACACUCUGCUUGACCACCUGGACACACAGCUCAACAUCACAGAGAAUGAGUGCCAGAACUACAAGAACUGCCUGGAGUUGCUGUCCCAGCUGCAGGAGGAGGAGGAGGACAGCCUGCUGCGGGAGCUCCAGAAGCUGGGCGAGGAGGAGGCGGCCCUGGUGGGGGAGCUGGAAGCGGUAGAGGAGCAGCGGGCGGCUGUGGCCGAGGACUUGGUCCAGGGACGUAUCCACUCCCAGCAGUUAGACACAGAGGAACUGCAGUACCAGAAGGAGUACAGCGAGUUCAAGCGGCAGCAGCUGGAGCUGGAUGAUGAGCUCAAGAGUGUGGACAACCAGAUGCGCUACUGCCAGAUCCAACUGGACCGCCUGAAGAAGACCAACGUCUUCAACGCCACCUUCCACAUCUGGCACAGUGGACAGUUCGGCACCAUCAACAACUUCCGCUUGGGCCGACUACCCAGCGUCCCCGUGGAGUGGAACGAGAUCAACGCCGCCUGGGGUCAGACGGUGCUGCUGCUCCACGCCCUGGCCAACAAGAUGGGGCUACGCUUUCAGAGAUACCGCCUGGUCCCAUAUGGUAACCACUCUUACUUGGAAUCACUCACCGACAAGUCCAAGGAGCUACCUCUGUAUUGCUCGGGGGGUCUGCGGUUCUUCUGGGACAACAAAUUUGACCAUGCCAUGGUGGCCUUCUUGGACUGUGUGCAACAGUUCAAGGAGGAGGUGGAGAAGGGAGACACUGGGUUCUGUUUGCCCUACAGGAUGGACGUAGAGAAGGGCAAAAUUGAGGACACGGGUGGCAGCGGCGGCUCCUACUCCAUAAAGACCCAGUUCAACUCAGAGGAGCAGUGGACCAAAGCGCUCAAGUUCAUGUUGACCAACCUCAAAUGGGGCCUGGCGUGGGUGUCAUCUCAGUUUUACAACCGAUAGAGGACGACGAGGACUUAGUCUGGGCUGGACCCACAGCUCCACUAAAACCACAAAUGUUUUCUAUUGUUCUAUUCGCGGGCGUACUAUUUCCUUAGUUCCUCUCAGAUCUUUUUCCAAAAGGCUCAGUUGUUUUGAGAUGAUUGGGAGAUGACUUGAGGGAUGGAAAUGAGAAAGGACUUCAAGAUCCACCGAGGGGCGUUUCUUUAAAAAAAAAAAUAUAUAUAUAUAUAGUUAUCUGCCGGAAAUGCUCCAAUUUGUUAGAACUUAAUAAUAUAUAGAAAAACAAUUUAAAGAAUUACAAAUAAUUCACUUAAAGGAAAACUCUUGAUUUAUUCAUCUUACAGUGCAAUCCAUGCAUUUGGACAGUGACAUAAGUUUGUUGUUUUGGCUCUGUACUCCAGCACAUUGGACUUGAAAUGAAACACUGACUAAGAGGUUAAAGUCCAGACUGACAGCUAUAAUUUAAGUGUAUUUACAUCCAUGAACUGUAAAUCAUGUAGGAAUUACACCCCUUUUUAUACAUAGUCCUCACAUUUAAGUUGACAAAAAGUAAUUGGUCAAAUUAUCAAUCUUAAAUAAAGAUGUCAUACACUCACCUGGCCACUUUAUUAGCUGGACCUGCUUGUUAAUACUAAUAGCCAAACAGCAAAGCAUGUGUCUGCAAUUCAAUGUACAAAGCAUGUGACAUGAUUAAGGGGUUUAGUUGUUUGACCAAAUAUUAGAAUGAGGAAGAUGUAUGAUUAAACUCAAUUUGGCCUUGGUGGUUCGAUCAUCUCAGAAACAGCUGACCGGGGCAUUUUCACACACUUGAUUUAACAGAUUGGUACGAUAAACAAAAAACAUCCAGUGAGUGGCAGUUCUGUUGGGAAAAACAGCUUUAUAAGAAGAGAGGUCCAAGUCAUUCAAGCUGACAGAAAGGCCACAUAUACUGAAAAAAACACUGUCUGAAAGCCCUGUAUCAUUUAGAAUUAUUUCCUUUGUGAUCAGCAUAAUCGAAGUGGUAAACUUAAAAAAAAAAAAAAUUGCGUUCCAAUCCAAUUUUAUCUCCUUAUUUUGUUCCUAUAUUGAGUACUCAAACUAUUUAAGUUCACCUAGGCUAGUGGUCAUGAUGGCAUGAUGAUGAAACUGAGCUAUCUAUAUACAAAGACCCUCUAAAUGUGGAUUGGUGAAAGCAUCAGAUGCCUGCCUGGUCCAAUUCUUAUUGAUCAGUGCAAAUGAAGGGAAGGAUACUAGGUUGUGAAAUUGAUCUAUUGAGAUGCAGCACUCGAAUGGGUUCUUAUCAAUGAAACCUGCUUACUGAUAUUCUCCAUCAGCAAGGCUAGAGAGGAACAUCUGGUUUCGUGAUUAUUUUCUGAUUUUCUGACCCGCCACAGGCACAAGAUAAUGGACAUUGUCCACAUUCUAAUAUUUAGUUUUUUAUACUGCACUGACAAGGAUUUAAUAUUUUUUCAGUGUGCAAUGGAACACAUUCUCAAUGAUAAUGGACCCGCAUAGAACUCCUUAUGUAAAGUAACUUCCUUUUACAAGGAAGUUACUUUAUAAUAGUACCAGCAGGUCAUUGGUUGAGAGAAAUAGGAGAUUUUAAAGAUCCCAGCAAUGUAAUACAGUAGAAGUCAGCAGGACAUAAGUGUCACAUUGUUCUGGCAAAAAAAAUUUGACAACCAUCUCACAUGAAGCUGAAAUUUCAAUGCACUGAAUGUGUAUUUCAUUACAAGUCAGAGAUAGAGAUUUUACAUAGCAAAACCAUUGAUUUGGAUGGUUGCUAUUUCCUUUGAGUAUAGCUGAGUUUGUCUCACUAUUACCAGUUCUGCUUUUCUCUGGCAUACUGUGCUGAACUGUGAGGUCACUUUUGACGAUGUACAAAAAUAAUUGCAAAUAUGUAGUGUAAUGUUUGACUUUUAAUUGGGACUGCACAAUUUGCAAUAAAUAAAGCCUUAUUUUCAGAUGCUA